GCUGCUGCCAUAUACAAAGGGCGGGCAGCGCCGUAUCAAACUACAAUUGCAAUUCAAAUUCACUCCAGGAAAUGGGGCAAGGAGCAGCAACCAGCGGGCAGGGACUCACAGCACUGCAGGUGGCGGCCGCGUUGAAGGCAGCGGCGGAGGCCAAGGUGAAGCGUUCGGCAGACGCGUCCACGGCCAUACGUCGCACCGCCAGCGGCAUCGAGGCGUACGCAAAAAACAUCCAACCGGAGGACUGCCACCAAACGUUAGAACUGACGGUGUCGGCGCCAGGCGAGGCCGGGUCCACCGCCAGCGUCCACGUCACGGAGUACGCACCCGCCGUCUUCUCCUUCCUGCGCAGGGUGGAGGGGGUGAGUGAGGAGCGCUUUGCACAGGAGUGGUCGCUGCCGGAGGACCGCCUCAAGAUGGAGCUCGGCGAGGGCCGCUCGCAGGCGCUCUUCCUCAAGUCGAAAGCGAUGGCGUUUAUGUGCAAGACGAUCGCAGAGGAGGAGGUUCAUGUGCUGCUGCAGGUGCUGUGGGAGUACACCCAGCACAUCGCUGCCAACCCGAGCAGCCUUCUCAUGCGCUUUUACCUCUUAAUGAAGGUCAGCGUGCAGGAGGAGGUCGGCUACAUCCUCUGCUUCAACGACGUCUUUGGCGCCGCCUCGGUGCUGCACGAGAAGUGGGACAUCAAGGGCCGAAUACCGAAGCCGGGCAAGUACCUGUACUACCCUCACCUCAUACGCCGCGCCUACGAGCCGGACCCGUAUUUGAUAGAGACUCCACACAACAUGGACGUCGUCGUGACCACAAACGGAGGGAAGGACACCGCGGGAGAGAAGGUGAUGAACGACACGGUAGUCGUGAAGGGCGCCGAGGACACCAUGAAGCUCUCUACGCUGCACGACAAGGACUUAACGCGCCUCUUUUGGCUCCCGCAGGAAACGCGUAGGCGUCUGCUGAAGCAGCUUUUCAGCGACUACGACUUUCUCAUGAAGGCGGGUCUGAUGGAUUAUUCGCUCCUCAUUGGUGUGGCGUACAAUGAAACCAAGACGUCGCGCUCGGGCAAGCGGUACGUGAUUGAAAAUAUGAAGAUGGCGAGUCUGCCGGGCGAGCGGAAUAAGUCGCCGCAGGCGGAGCGCCGGCCGUCGUCGCCAGAAGGCAAGACGGCGAAGGGCGACCUUGCUGAUGCAUCCACGUCCGAGACGGGCAGCUUUUCCGAGUACGUCAACGGCGUGCACAGCCUCAACGAUCAGGAGACUUACUACAUUGGCAUUAUUGACAUGCUGACCACCUACAGCGCCAAGAAGAAGGCGGCAAACUUCUUUAAAUCUUUCUUGUGGGAGCAGGACACCCUCUCCACCAUCCCACCGAACAAAUAUGGGAAACGCGUCAUGUCGUUUAGUAAGCUAAUCUUCCCUGAAGUGGACGAUGAAGCAAGUGCCAAUUAG
This is a messenger RNA of Leptomonas pyrrhocoris, 1439 nucleotides long. RefSeq names its product phosphatidylinositol-4-phosphate 5-kinase-like protein. The transcript has a single exon. The record is from RefSeq and is a predicted model, not a curated record. Gene Ontology annotation, molecular function: phosphatidylinositol kinase activity. Lineage: Eukaryota; Euglenozoa; Kinetoplastea; Trypanosomatida; Trypanosomatidae. Gene Ontology annotation, biological process: phosphatidylinositol metabolic process. Bases 72 to 1439 code for a protein of 455 amino acids.